AAAUGAAAGAACCGUAAAAACAUAGUAGGUGACGGACGCGUAGUUCCAAAUUUCCAAUUGCGGUUACCACUACCACUGCCACUAUCAGACGCCCCCAAGCCAGAACGAACAAAAUCCAAUCAAUCAAAGGACAACUGGUCCAAUCCAACCAUCCCAAAAAACGAAGCAACCAAUUGAUGCCGUGCUCUAAAUAAUUUUUAAUUAUAAUGGGAACGGCUUCGGAGUCGGACUCCGACUCCAACGCCAACGGGUGGGGCAGAGCUCGAGGACUGAUGGUCAAAACAGUGGUGCUUAUAGGCAGCGCUGUUCUCCUUAAACGUCUCACCAAAUCUGAAACUCGAUGGGAUCAUGCCCGUAAUGUUGCCGCCUCGCUCACUGGCGAAAAGUUUUCGACGGAACAGGCUUCCAGGGAUCCUGAUAAUUACUUCAAUAUCAGAAUGGUUACUUGCCCAGCUGCUGAGAUGGUUGAUGGUUCGAAGGUUUUAUAUUUUGAGCAAGCAUUUUGGAGGACUCCUCAAAAGCCCUUUCGACAGGUAAAUUCAUUUGCCCUUAGAGAAGUUGAGGAGUAUAAAAAUUUCUGUGAUCGGUCAAAGGAUCAGCGCCCACUGCCUGAGGAAGUUAUUGGUGACAUUGGAGAGCAUUUGACAACAAUUUAUCUCAGAUGCUGUGACCGAGGAAACCACUGCUUAUAUGAAGGUUCAUCUCCACCAGGUGGAUUCCCAAAUUCCUGGAAUGGGGCUACCCACUGCACUUCCGAACUAGCAGUGUUGAAGAAUAAUGAGAUACAUACCUGGGACAGAGGCUACGAUGAUGAUGGAAAUCAAGUGUGGGGAGUGAAAGAAAGUCCUUACGAGUUCAAACCUUCACCUAAUGCUAGUUUCAAUGAAAUGUUCUCUCUAAAUUUCCCUCCUCUGCUGUCCAUGGAGAAGAAAAUAGAAGGUUCAUUUGUCUUGCAAGAAUAAUAACUGGUUACUUGUAACAAUAGCAAUGUAAAUGUUUAAAGUCUUAAAAUAUAUUUCCCUGUUCCCAUUGUGAAUACAUCUUCAAUUAACUAUUGAUUUCUUUCAUUUGACAAUAGAUCUUGGAUAAAAAAAUGCUUCAUUCAUGAAUAAUACUGUAUUUUCC
This is a messenger RNA of Mangifera indica (mango), 1125 nucleotides long. RefSeq names its product chromophore lyase CRL, chloroplastic-like. The transcript is spliced from 8 exons. Gene Ontology annotation, biological process: protein-phycocyanobilin linkage. Gene Ontology annotation, molecular function: lyase activity. The record is from RefSeq and is a predicted model, not a curated record. Lineage: Eukaryota; Viridiplantae; Streptophyta; Magnoliopsida; Sapindales; Anacardiaceae. Bases 207 to 962 code for a protein of 251 amino acids.